UCCAGCCAUGAAGGUAGCCAGCAUCUUUCUCCUCACUGCCUUGGUCCUGUUGAGUUUAUCUGGUAGUACUAGAGCUAACUUCCUGGAAAGAGAGGCUAAAUGUACAAAUGAAGUGAGUGGAUGUCCCAAGAUUUAUAACCCUGUCUGUGGGACAGAUGGAGUUACUUAUUCUAAUGAAUGCAUGUUAUGUAUUGAAAAUAAGAAACACCGGAUUCCUGUCCUCAUUCAAAAGUCUGGGCCUUGCCGAAAACCAAGUUCUGAAAUCCCAUAAGAACACUAUGAUGCGGUGGCUGGCCUGAUUGCUGAAUAAACUGCAUCUAAACA
Messenger RNA from Balaenoptera acutorostrata (minke whale), 324 nucleotides. It is a transcript of the gene SPINK1, whose product is annotated as serine peptidase inhibitor Kazal type 1. The record is from RefSeq and is a predicted model, not a curated record. NCBI's taxonomy places the organism in Eukaryota, Metazoa, Chordata, Mammalia, Artiodactyla, Balaenopteridae. The coding region runs from base 8 to 271 and encodes 87 amino acids. The transcript is spliced from 4 exons. Gene Ontology annotation, molecular function: protein binding; serine-type endopeptidase inhibitor activity.